This is a messenger RNA of Lachancea sp. 'fantastica', 1803 nucleotides long. The record is from the annotation of a GenBank genome assembly. NCBI's taxonomy places the organism in Eukaryota, Fungi, Ascomycota, Saccharomycetes, Saccharomycetales, Saccharomycetaceae.
AUGCCAAAUCUACUUGGCAGAAGCGUCUUCCAUCAUGGAAAGGGCCUCCACGCACCUAAUGCGGACCAUAACCCACAAACAGAGCCCAAUGUUCGGAGCAGUCGAUCAUUUCUCGGAUUCAUGAACCAUACCAGUAGCCGAGAAUCAGUGGGCAGCGACUCGGGAAACGAAGGCCGCAGCAAUGUGAAACGUUCCGGUGGAUCCAUGAACGAGCUGAAACGAUUUUUCCGCCCGGCCAUACUUCACCGCAAGCCUUCACAAUCCAACAUGCGAAACGGAUCGCCGGAUCACCACUCGCACACACAGUCUGCCAUCCCACCUUCUUCGGAUUCGACGUUGUCGCUUUCGAAUCGCGUCAACAUAUACCACGACGACGCCAUUUUGGCUCAGAAAUACGGUAAACUAGGUAAGAUUUUGGGUUCUGGUGCAGGUGGAUCUGUACGUGUAAUUACAAGGCCCAGUGACGGUGCCACUUUUGCCGUGAAAGAGUUCCGGCCUCGAAGGCCCAAUGAGUUAGUCAAGGACUACGCCAAGAAAUGCACAGCAGAGUUUUGCAUCGGCUCAACUUUGCAUCAUCCUAAUAUCAUAGAAACGCUGGAUAUUUUCAGCGAUGCGAAACAGAACAAAUACUAUGAGGUUAUGGAAUACUGUCCAAUUGAUUUCUUCGCGGUUGUCAUGUCGGGCCAAAUGACACGGGGAGAAAUUAACUGUUGUCUUCGUCAACUCACAGAAGGUGUCAAAUACUUGCAUGAGAUGGGUUUAGCACACCGAGAUCUAAAACUGGAUAACUGCGUUAUGAGUACCGAUGGUCUUCUGAAGCUCAUCGAUUUUGGUAGCGCGGUCGUGUACAAAUAUCCAUUUGACUCUAGUAUCACCAUGGCCCACGGGAUUGUCGGUAGCGAUCCUUACUUGGCUCCGGAAGUUAUGACAUCUACCAAACAAUAUGAUCCAACCUGUGUUGAUAUCUGGUCCAUUGGUAUCAUUUACUGUUGUAUGAUGUUGAAGAGAUUUCCAUGGAAGACACCCAAAGAUAGCGAUGAAAACUUCCGACUAUUUUGCUUACCUGACGAUGUUGAACAUGAUUAUAUCAAGUCUGCUCAAGAACAUGAGAAGCUAAUGAGGCAAAGACGCCAAGAGAAGCACAGAAGUAGAAAAUUGAAGGAAGAUGCCCAAGAGAGCGUAGCAGACACAGAACAGCCGACACCGAAUGCCACAGCUGGACACACAGCUGCCCCAUGCGUUAAUGCAGAGAAACGAGAUACGGAAACUAAGCAGGACAAAACUUCCAAUAUGAUGGAGCAGGGGCUGGAUCCUGAGAAGGAGAUCAAACCACAGGUUCCAGCAACAAAGAAAUUCAUUGAGAAUGAGGAGCGCACGGUGGAACCGGGCGAUAAAGGCGUUGCUCCAACUCACAACCAGCAUCAAGAUGGAAUGAAGGAAGCUCCACGGAUAGACGAAAAUCAUGCUGCGGAUCCAGCGAAAGGUCCAGCGUCGUCGUCAAAUCCCGAAGCUCAUCAACAAAAGCCUAGAGCCCGAGAACAUGGUAGAGGGAGAAGAGUAAUGCACGGACCUUACAGGCUACUGCGUCUCUUGCCGCACGCCUCCAGGCCAAUAAUGUCUAGAAUAUUGACCAUUGAUCCUAAUGAAAGAGCAACUAUGGAAGAAGUUUACCGUGAUCCGUGGUUUUCAACUAUUCCAUACUGUACUAAAGACAUGAAAAAGGUGAUUAGGAACGCCGCAGGGCAUACACAUACAAUUGUGUGCGAAGAAGAAGCGCAUUUGGAACAUUAUGAGGGAAGGUAG